GUGAGUGUGUCCUUUCGGAAACAAAACCAGCUUGUGUGUCCAGCCCACAGGAGCCACUAGAGAAUCAUGUUACACCCCCAAGAGGUCACCAUAUCCCUGAUGGUUUCAUACAGCCUCCUGAAAUAGAAGCAAUGGUCAAAGAUCCUGUAAUCCCGUUCAUGAACUAUUCAGAAUGUCGAAGGAACGAAGCAUCCAGUCACCCGAACACAGCCUCCGAGCCACCCCAAAGCCAUGAAAUGGAACCGCGUGAUGAGAGGAUUUCAGCCGAAGUAGACAACUCUGGUGAUAAGCCUGAGGAGAAAUUCAACCAAGACCUGGGUCCAGAAACUGUGGAUCGUGAAGAAGCUGAGGCCACCAGGAAACCUCGUGCAGAUGACAUUGGCAACAAGGACUUGGAACAAGUGAAGAGAAUCGCGGCGGUAACUCCCAUGCCUCAGACUGUCCAUGUGGUCUUCCGUGUCCACUACAUCACUCAUUCGGAAGCCCAGCAGAUCGCGAUCACAGGUGACCACGAGUGUCUAGGCCAGUGGCGCCAUUUUGUACCCCUCAGGUGUGACAAAGAUGGCUUCUGGUCAGACUCUGUGGUUCUACCGUUUGAUGCCAGCGUUGAGUGGAAGUUCAUCUUGGUGGAGAGUGGCAAGGUUGUGCGAUGGGAAGAAUGUGCCAACCGAAUGCUAAUAACUGAACAUGAAGAUCAGGUGGCCCAUAAGUGCUGGGGGUAUCAUUGAACAUAGGAGUAUAUUUCUCUCUCUUUACUUACCUACCUUAGUGUGCAUCUCUUUGCUGUGUGUUUACUAGGACUGCCUCAUAGCCAGUCUUUCUUCUGCUGGGCUAGGCUUUAAAAUAGGAACAUGUUCUUCAAAUGAAAUCAAGCCAACAACUCCCUAACAGCAAACAAAUUAGCUACUUAGUGGGCAAUGUUUCAAAAUAAAAUAAAACAUUUCCAACUCUCAGGUUGACAUUAUAUUGUGUGAAGAGACAGGUGUGUGAAUCAGGGACGCUGGACUUAAGGGAUUGUUCAACUGCUCUGUAGCUGUUUUAAAGUAUUCUUAGUUUAUUAUGACUGCAUCAGAAAGCAAUAAAGAUGGACUUUUACAA
Molecule: messenger RNA, 1098 nt
Organism: Protobothrops mucrosquamatus (brown spotted pit viper)
Lineage: Eukaryota; Metazoa; Chordata; Lepidosauria; Squamata; Viperidae
Gene: STBD1
Product: starch binding domain 1
Exons: 1
Coding region: 132-728 (198 amino acids)
Cellular component (GO): membrane
Molecular function (GO): glycogen binding; starch binding
Source: RefSeq, a predicted model, not a curated record